UGACCCAGUCUCUGCUGAAAACCAACAGUACCAUUGUCAGCGAUCUUUUGAGAUUUGAAGUAUAAUAUCGCGGUUCGAACUUGAAAUCGAGAGAAUCUCAUCCGCGCGGGGCAGAAGCUGCCAUUUGCAAUGCCCCACGCAGUGAGCAUCGCGACGCCGGGCCUGCAGGCGUUGAUACUCUGCGGCCCGGGCAGUUCAUUCCCAACAUUCACAGCUAAUCCCGAUGAGAAUCCGAAGGCCCUCCUCCCGAUUGCGAACCGGCCUAUGGUCUGGUACCCGCUUGACUUUUGCUACCGGGCCGGGAUAACAAAUAUCACUCUGGUCUGUCCUCCUUCCGUCGCACAGGCCAUCUCUACUGCCCUGAAGACGAACCCCUUCCUGACCAGCCUGCCCUUCCCUCGACCCGACCUCCUGGCACCGAAGGACCUGGACCAGAACACAGGAACAGCCGAGAUCCUCCGACUUCCUGAGCUGCAGGACGUCGUCACCUCGGACUUCCUGGUGCUUCCCUGUGAUCUCGUCUGUGAACUGGGGGCGGACAAGCUGCUGCAGGCGUGGAUGGUUAAGUCGGCCAGCCUCGAGGACCUCGUCGGCGACUCUCGAUCCCGUGCCCCGCGCAGUGGCGGCCUUGGGGUAUGGUACCAGACCAAGACCGCCACGCCCAUCAAGGGCGAGGAGACCGACUUCGUGGCAACGGUGCCACUCCCGUCGUCGGCGGUCCUGCCCGCAAAAGGCUCUCUAUUCCCUCACAUGGCGAAACUAGUCUACUCUUUGCCCACUGAUUCGCUCAAGGACUUAUUAGAGGACAAGAAGGGCUUUCCCGUCCGCCACGGACUCCUACGACAACACCCCCGUGUCCGGAUGCUGACUACUCACCGCGAUGCCCAUAUCUACAUCUUCCCGCAUUGGGUAAUGCAGUUUAUCAAGGAGAACGAGCGUCUAGAAACGAUCGGUGAGGACGUUGUCGGGUGGUGGGCCAAGGCAAGCUGGCAAAAGGGGCUGUCUGCGAAACUAGGACUGGACAAGGUUCUUCGGCGAGCCGGCGGUGAUCAUGGCGACGGACACGUAAGCCCCGGAGGGAACAACCCCCCAACCCAGAAACUUGGCGUCGAUUCCCGCGCGACCGACGCACCCACCACCGUCGUGACCAUCAAGAACGGGGACGGGGACGACAGCCAUUCCGACCACAGCGAUAACCCGUCCCCGGACAACGAUGCCGAAAACGAACCCGCCAUUCCACCCAUGGUAGCCUACAUCCACCCUUCGACACCAGACACCCCGCUCAUCCGGCGAGCCGACACAGCGCAGCUGCUCCUGCAGAUCUCCCUCCAGCUCGCGAAGCUGCCUUCCAUCGAAGAGGUCGGCCCGGAGGCCGCAUCGCCCUUCGCGCACGCCCGCAAGGUCGCCUACCCGGAGGGCGUGAAACCGCGCACGACCAUCACCAAGGCGGACAGCCUGGUGGCAGACAACGUGACGGUGCAGGAGAAGACGUCGAUCAAGGAGUGCGUGGUGGGCGCCAACUGCCAGAUCAGCGAGGGCGCCAAGCUGUCGCAGUGCCUACUCAUGGACGGCGUCGUGGUGGGCAAGAACUGCAAGCUGACGCGCUGCAUUCUGGGGAAGCGGGCCGAGAUCGGCGAGGGUUGCGUGCUCACCGACUGUGAAGUGCAGGAGAACUUGCUUGUUGAGGCCAAGACCGAAGCAAAGGAAGAGAAGUUCAUGUCCUCUUCCGGUCUGGAGGCGACCGAGCAGGACUUAGACGCGUUCGAGGAUAGCGACAGGAUGGAUGAUGAGGCUGUGGAAGACUAGCCCGACUCAGCCUGGGUCUGUGAUCACCUCAGGAGAAUCCGAAGCAUGCCAGAUGCUCCUCUGGGGCUGAGAUGGUGUUAUGUAGGACCGGCCGUCCGUGAACAACGUCAAUCAAAUCCGGUAGACAAGUCAAGAUAUGGGGUUCUUCGCUGGUGUGUGUAGUAGGUUCCGGCAGUUGGAACCGACGUUUCGGG
Messenger RNA from Chaetomium strumarium, 2000 nucleotides. RefSeq lists its product as uncharacterized. The transcript has 3 exons. The record is from RefSeq and is a predicted model, not a curated record. Gene Ontology annotation, biological process: cytoplasmic translational initiation. Gene Ontology annotation, molecular function: translation initiation factor activity; guanyl-nucleotide exchange factor activity. Bases 130 to 1806 code for a protein of 558 amino acids. Gene Ontology annotation, cellular component: guanyl-nucleotide exchange factor complex; eukaryotic translation initiation factor 2B complex. Lineage: Eukaryota; Fungi; Ascomycota; Sordariomycetes; Sordariales; Chaetomiaceae.